This is a messenger RNA of Carassius carassius (crucian carp), 746 nucleotides long. RefSeq names its product integumentary mucin C.1-like. The transcript has 6 exons. NCBI's taxonomy places the organism in Eukaryota, Metazoa, Chordata, Actinopteri, Cypriniformes, Cyprinidae. The record is from RefSeq and is a predicted model, not a curated record. Bases 9 to 746 code for a protein of 245 amino acids.
CCAUAAACAUGACAUGUUCACCAGCGUAUGAAAUACUGAUAGGAGACUUUUGCAUAGUUAAUGUCCAACAAAACACAUCUGUCCUGGGAGAUUGCAAUUCAUACCAUUUCAACAUUACAAACGAUGGGGGGAAAUAUAAAGUAAGAAUGAAUGACACGGUUAAAAACAUUACAAUGUGGUUUUUACCAAAUGGAUCUCGAUGUCUUCCAUCAGAAGUCCUGAAUUCAUCAGGAUUCACAUCAAAUAAUCCUGUGACUUGCCAGACACAGCCAAGCAGCUCUACCACCACCCAAUCUAUUACCACCAUAGCUAACAACCCUAGCAGCUGCCCUAACAAACCCAUCAACACCUCCUGCAUUGCCAUUUAUCCAGAUGCAUGUUGUUUGAAAAUCGCUCCCGUUGAUCCUGAAAUUACAUGUAGAAACGCCUCAUAUGGAAAUGAUACAUGCACUGGGAAUGAAAAAAGCAGAUACAUUCUGUAUUUAAAUGGCAGUGAAUGGAUGUGUGUGACCUGCGUUGAUGAAAGAUCGACAACUCCAGCGCCAACUACUAGUUCAACAUCAUAUACUACAACUAACAGUCCAACUACUAGUUCAACAUCAUAUACUACAACUAACAGUCCAACUACUAGUUCAACAUCAUAUACUACAACUAACAGUCCAACUACUAGUUCAACAUCAUAUACUACAACUAACAGUCCAACUACUAGUUCAACAUCAUAUACUACAACUCCAUCCAACUACUAG